AUGGAAGGAGAAAACCAAACAGCUCUGUCGGAGUUCAUCAUCCUAGGGUUCUCCAACCUAAAUGAUUUGCAACUGUUACUGUUUAUGGUCUUCCUUAUGAUCUAUCUCUGCACCCUGGGAGGGAAUCUCUUCAUUAUCCUGGUGACAUGGGUUGAUACUCGACUACGUACCCCUAUGUAUUUUUUUCUGAGAAAUCUGGCCUUCCUUGACAUCUGUUACACCACCACCAAUGUCCCCCAGAUGUUGGUGCAUCUCUUGUCAGAGAAGAAAAGCAUCUCCUAUGGGGGCUGCAUAACCCAGCUCUUCGCUUUUCUUUUCUUUGUGGGGGUGGAGUGUCUUCUGCUGGCGGCAAUGGCAUAUGAUCGUUACACUGCCAUCUGUAAGCCCUUACGGUAUUCAGUCAUCAUGAACAAGGCCCUCUGCAGCAAGUUAGCAGCCUCAUGCUGGGUCAGUGGUUUCCUCAACUCAGUGGUGCACACAGUAUUGACCUUCCGCCUGCCCUUCUGUGGCAACAACCAGAUUAAUUAUUUCUUUUGUGACAUUCCCCCUUUGCUGAUCUUGUCUUGUGGGGACACUUCUGUCAAUGAGUUGGUUUUGCUUUGCGUUGGGGUCUUCAUCGGUUGGGCUCCUUUCCUGGGUAUCAUUCUUUCCUAUCUCUUUAUUAUUUCUGCCAUCCUGAAAAUUCGCUCUUCAGAAGGGAGGCAAAAGGCUUUUUCGACCUGUGCCUCCCACCUGCUCAUUGUGCUUCUCUACUAUGGAAGUUCCAUUUUCACCUAUGUACGGCCCAUUUCAUCCUACUCGUUGACAAAAGACAGGCUAAUCUCAGUACUGUAUAGCAUUGUUACCCCCAUGCUAAACCCCGUAAUUUAUACUUUGAGGAAUAAGGACAUAAGAAAGGCUCUGAGAACUGUAGGAGGAAAAGUAAUGACUUUUAAAUUUCCUUUCCCGUGA
Molecule: messenger RNA, 951 nt
Organism: Ochotona princeps (American pika)
Lineage: Eukaryota; Metazoa; Chordata; Mammalia; Lagomorpha; Ochotonidae
Product: olfactory receptor 5V1
Exons: 1
Coding region: 1-951 (316 amino acids)
Biological process (GO): G protein-coupled receptor signaling pathway
Cellular component (GO): membrane
Molecular function (GO): G protein-coupled receptor activity; olfactory receptor activity
Source: RefSeq, a predicted model, not a curated record